CCGGAUUCGGCCACUCUUCGACCCGCAUGUGAUCCUGGAUAACUUAAUGACGCAUACAACCUUGGAAGCUGAGCUAAAGCAAUAUCAUCCAUGUCAUAUGGAAGAAGAAACAUGGAGAUCGAUCGCUAUGCCCAAACUGCAGAUGUCAAUCAUCGCAUCGAGUCCAGAACAAUCCGAACAAGGUCUACGGUAGUAUGUAGAGAAAAGGCUCACCAGUCUCUGCCAGUAUGGGCACAGAAUAGAGCCCUAUCUGCGAUCUCUUCGAUCUUAUAAUUGAAUUUCUGGCUCGUAUUUGGGACUAUACCCCUCUCAUAUAUCUCGUAUAUGUGAGAACAUGUAUCUAGAAAAGUUUAUUGCGUUUUCCCCGGAUCCCCCCCGCCAUCGCCCCUCCGUCCUGGUUGCGGAAAUGAUGUCUACCAUGAAUAACGGAGAAUAUAGUUCUGCACAAGGUAUAUAAAGCGUGCUGAGUUUGGUCUUGAAUGGAAUGAGGGAACUCGAACCCCCGUUGCUAGUAUCUCCUGGAAUCAAUUCAUCUACCAAGAAAGCGUACACCAUACAGUUAAUUCAAGAUCUUCCACCUCAGACCAUGUCGUCCAACUCUCAACAACCUCACCACCGUGGCUGGUUUUCGGAGGAGAUUUUCAACCACAGACAUCACAACGAUGGUGCCAAUGAGGUCCAUGCGCAAGAGAGCCAUGUCCGGAACAAAGAGUCACCCAAGAAAGAAAGUGAGAUACAAAGGCUCGUGGAUGAUCUCAAGAAGGGUGAAAGGGGAUUCAAAGACUAUAUCCACAAGGAUAAGCAAUUGGACGAGGAAGGAGGGACUUAUGGCGGUUUAAUGUGAUGGACUGAGAGUACUUUUGUCGUACAAAUGCUGGGGACAUGGAAUCUGUAGUUGGCCGCUGCUUUAGUUGAAUUAAUGUGGUGCUAGCCAGACACGAAAAAUGCAAUGGUAAGGUCAAAA
Paecilomyces variotii is the source of this 964-nucleotide messenger RNA. RefSeq lists its product as hypothetical. The record is from RefSeq and is a predicted model, not a curated record. Bases 485 to 844 code for a protein of 119 amino acids. The transcript has 2 exons. NCBI's taxonomy places the organism in Eukaryota, Fungi, Ascomycota, Eurotiomycetes, Eurotiales, Thermoascaceae.